Messenger RNA from Suillus fuscotomentosus, 801 nucleotides. RefSeq lists its product as uncharacterized. The coding region runs from base 1 to 801 and encodes 266 amino acids. The transcript is spliced from 7 exons. NCBI's taxonomy places the organism in Eukaryota, Fungi, Basidiomycota, Agaricomycetes, Boletales, Suillaceae. The record is from RefSeq and is a predicted model, not a curated record. Gene Ontology annotation, cellular component: endoplasmic reticulum membrane; endoplasmic reticulum.
AUGCGCCCCUCAAUUUACAUUGCGCGUAGUCUGAGCCUUGCCACCGUGUUGAUGGCACUGGGAGUUUCUGCUUCUCUGGAUGAUCCUGAGAUAGUCAUUGAAACCACUUUCCCCGAGAGCAACCCAUUUGGCCACGUGGUGAACGGAGAGCGGAACCAGAUUUUGCUUCUGGUUGAGAACAAGUCUGACAAGAAUGUGACCUUACAGUCGGUUGCGGGGUCGUUCCAUCAUUCUGAGACUGGAACUCUCAUAAAAAAUACGUCUUCACUGGCGUAUGGUAUCCCCCUGCUCGAGGGUUCAAAACUACAAAUACCUUACUCUUUCUACUCUGAGUAUUACCACCCAAUCAUUCUUCAUUACACUUUGACUCAAAAUGAACUAGCCGGGAGACUUGAACUCAACAUCUGGCUAGAUCACACCGUUGAUGACGACAAAUACCGUGUGACAGCUUACGACUCAGUGGUGACGAUUGUUGAGCCUGAACCAUCCUGGCUAGAUCUUAAACUCCUUUCCACCUACCUCAUAGUUUUCGCCGCACUCGCGGGUGUGACAUAUACAGCAUACAAUGCAUAUGUUCCUUCGCAGAAGCCGAAACGCAAACGUCCAACCCAGGUCAGCGCGCCUAUUGGCCCAGUGACCGCGAGUGGCUCGAGUGGCUAUCAGGAGGAGUGGAUUCCUGAGCACCACCUCAAGAAGACAAAGGGAAAGAAGACAAAGCCCGACAACGUUGCGGUCAGUGAGGAAUCGAGCAGUGAGGCGAACGGCACAGAGGGGAAGAGGACGAGGAAGGGGAAGAAGUAA